GGGACGACGCGCUUUGACGCGUCUCCCUGACCACUUUUCUAAAUGAGCACCUCAGCGCUGGUUACCGGGGGACCAACCUCAUCCAAGUAGCACCUCCACCAUCACCAUUUCCAUUCUCGAUACCAUCAUUUCCCUGCACUACAAUCACGAGCAACAUAUAAUCAAAAAGUGGCAUCCAGGCAUAUACUCUCCUUCUCUUCUCUCUUUGAUAUGCCACCGGCCUAAACUCUUCUCCCGUCAUGUCUCAUAGAGCGCGGCUCGCUGAGCUCAAGGCUCUUCGAGAGUCCGGCAAGAAGGUCUUUGAUACUUACAAAGUUGCCGACGUCGACAAUUUAUACGACGAAGUUGACGAGGAUGGAUAUAAGAAGGUUGUUCGGGAACGAUUAAAUCAGGACGACUUUGUUGUCGACGACAAUGGCGAAGGCUACGCAGAUGAUGGCCGCGAAGACUGGGAUCGAGUACAGGCCUAUGGUUCAGAAAGCGAAGAAGAGGCCACCCUCCGUGGCCGACCCAGUAAGACUGCGAAGAAGAAUCGUCAGGAGGAGCAAGCCAAGCGAGCGGCCACUGACAAAGAUAUCAGUGAAUACUUCAAUGGCGCCAACAGGGCCCAGCCAAAACCCAAGGUCGUUAAGACAAAAGAGGACGACGACUUCCUUUCAAACCUCCUCGGCGAGGUCGACAACAACAUUCCUGCCCCUGCUCCCCAUACCUCAAGAGUCGAAAGAUCUGGCGGUCGUCGCAAGGCUAGGGCCCUUUCACCUGCUCCCGAGCCUGUGCCCAAAAAGACCAAGACCCUCGAUACCCGGCUACCGUCCCCUCUCCCUCCAGCCCCUGAUGAUGAUGGCUUCUUUCCCUCCGCCGACGAUGACAUCCUCGAGACUGCCGAUGUCCCCAUGAGCGAUCCUGCACCCUCCUCUCCAGCCGCAAAGGUAGCGCAGAGAAAGGCACAGAUUAAGCAGGAACCAAAGGAAGACGACGACGACGAAGACAUGAUGGAGGUUGCGCAUGCUGGAACCAUCGCCACAACCAGUGUCAAUCUAGCAAGUUCAAGGCCGAUCAAGAAAAUUCAGAAAGCAGAAUCCUAUCCCACACCUGCCAGCUCCUCUCCUGUUAAACCCAACGGCGCUCAAGUCGACUCAGCUUCAUGGAAUGCCCUCACAGAGAGGCUGAACGUCGUCACAAGUUCGCCUGCAGAAACAAAGACAAUAGGCAAAAUUGACUACAAGGAGGCGAUCGAGGAAGACGGCAGUCUCAACUUCUUCUGGACAGACUACACUGAGGUCAACGGCAGUCUGUGUCUCUUUGGCAAAGUUCUCAACAAGAAGACGCGAUCAUACGUCAGCUGCUUUGUGAAAGUAGACAACAUCUUGAGAAAGCUCUAUUUCUUGCCGCGCCAACACCGCUUGCAAGAUGGCGAAGAGACAGGCGAAGAAGUCGAGAUGAUGAACGUGUAUGACGAGAUUGACACCAUGAUGACCAAGAUGAAUGUUGGCAUGUACAAGAUCAAGGCCUGUACCAGGAAAUAUGCCUUUGAGCUCCGUGAUGUCCCCAAGGAAGCACAGUAUAUGAAACUUCUCUACCCAUACAACAAGCCUGAAGUCGACCCCAACAGACCCGGUGAGACAUAUUCUCACGUCUUUGGUAGCAACACUGCUCUUUUUGAACAGUUCGUUCUCUGGAAGAAUAUCAUGGGCCCAUGCUGGCUGAAGAUUGAGGAUGCCGAUUUUGACAAGCUCAAGAAUGCUUCCCACUGCAAGCUUGAGGUUUUGGCCGAUCACCCCAACAUGGUUUCUGUUCUUAGCGAGUCUGACAACCUGGAUGCACCCCCCCUGACUCUUAUGAGUGUCUCAUUACGGACUGCCUUCAAUGAGAAGGAUAACAAGCAAGAGAUUCUGGCUAUUAGUGCAAGAAUCUACGAGAAGGUAUCCCUCAGUGACACAACUCCUGCAGAAAAGCUGCCCUGUCGAACCUUUACGGUGAUCCGGCCGCAUGGCCAGGCGUUCCCUAUGGGCUUCGAUCACCUUGCAAAGAAAAGGAAUCGUGGCUUGAUUGUGCUGAAGAAGCAAGAAGCCGAUAUCCUCGCCUUCUUCUUGGCCCAACUUGAUGUUGCGGAUCCAGAUGUAAUUCUGGGACACCAAUUGGAGGGUGUAGACUACAGUGUGCUCCUCAACCGCCUGUAUGAAAAGAAAAUACCCGGAUGGUCCAGGCUAGGCAGACUCCGUCGCAGUCAGUGGCCAUCGUCAAUCGGCAAGACUGGUGGUAAUGUUUUUGCUGAACGCCAGAUCUUGUCAGGACGUCUGCUAUGCGAUCUUGCCAACGAUGCUGGAAAGUCCGUCAUGUUCAAGUGUCAGUCAUGGAGCCUGACAGAGAUGUGCAGUUUGUACCUCUCUGGAGAUAACCGGCGCCGCGAUUUUGACAAUGAGGUUGCCCUGAAGACGUGGGCCAGGGAGAAGCAGGGACUUCUCGACUACAUCACCCAUAUGGAGGCCGAUACACACUACAUUGCAGCCCUGGCCCUGGGUGUUCAGAUGUUGCCACUGACUAAGGUUCUCACCAAUCUGGCGGGUAACUCUUGGGCUCGAACCCUGACCGGCACGCGUGCAGAGCGGAACGAGUACAUUUUGCUACACGAGUUCUAUCGCAACAAGUACAUCUGCCCUGACAAGCAGACUUUUCGCAGUCGCCAGCGUGCUGAAGAGGCACAGCGUGAAGAAGAGGCGGUUGAGGGGAAGAAGAAGGACAAGUACAAGGGUGGCUUGGUUUUCGAGCCAGAGAAAGGUCUGUAUGAUAAGUUUGUGCUUGUCAUGGACUUUAAUUCCCUGUAUCCCUCUAUUAUUCAGGAGUUCAACAUCUGCUUUACAACUGUCGAUAGACCAGCCACAAACGGUGAAGAAGAUGAAGUUCCCGAAGUCCCAAUCAACCAGGAUCAAGGUAUCCUACCUAGGCUCAUUGCUACUCUCGUUAGUCGCCGUCGACAAGUCAAGAGCCUCAUGAAGGACAAGAAGGCCACCCCAGAGGAGCUGGCUACAUGGGACAUCAAGCAGCUUGCGCUCAAGCUCACUGCCAACUCCAUGUACGGAUGUUUGGGUUAUACCAAGUCACGCUUCUACGCUCGACCUCUGGCUGUUUUGACAACUUUCAAGGGCCGAGAGAUUCUCCGCAGCACCAAGGAGCUGGCCGAGAGCAACUCACUGCAGGUUAUCUAUGGUGAUACUGAUUCCGUCAUGAUCAAUGCUAACGUGGAUAAUGUUGCCGAUGCGUUCAAGGUUGGUAAUGAUUUCAAGAAAGCAGUCAACGAGCAGUACAAGCUGCUUGAGAUCGAUAUUGACAACGUCUUUCGCCGUAUUCUUCUUCAAGCGAAAAAGAAGUAUGCUGCUAUCAACCUUGUAGAGAAGGAUGGGAAGUUCAUCGAGAAGAUGGAAGUCAAGGGUCUUGACAUGAAGCGUCGAGAAUACUGUGCUCUGUCCAAGGAGAUCUCCCAACACCUUCUUAACGAGAUUCUGUCGGGUGACGACACCGAAGUCUCAAUCGCCCGAAUCCAUGAGUACUUGAGCGAUAUUGCUGGCAAGAUGCGUGAACAGACUAUUCCUGUUCAGAAGUACAUCAUCCAUACACAGCUUGGAAAAGCACCCAACGACUACCCUGACUCCAACUCCAUGCCUCAGGUCCAAGUCGCUCUCCGUGAAAUGGCCAAAGGCAAGACAGUUCGCAAGGGAGAUGUUAUCGCGUACGUGAUUACGGGCGACAGCAAGAGCUCCGAGCCUGCUCCCAAACGAGCCUACACUCCUGGUGAUCUCAAGGCAGAUCCUACUCUACUGCCUGACGUUGAGUGGUAUAUUGGCAAGCAGAUCUUCCCCCCUGUCGAGCGUCUCUGUGCCAAUAUUGUUGGAACAUCAACAUCACAACUGGCAGAGCACCUUGGUCUAGAUAUCAAGCGCUACAGCUCAUUCCAGACUCAGCAGAACAGCUCAAGCAACGACCUCGAGAUCUACCCCUUGGACUCUCAGAUUCCAGAUGAGGUCCGCUUCGGUGAUUGUGCUCGCCUCUCUUUGCGUUGCCGCAAGUGCAAAACCCCGUUCGCGUUCGAAGGCUUGGCUACGUCCCCCAAUCAUGUGUCCCAAUCCGGUGUUAUCUGCGGCUCGUGUGGUAGUUCCAUCUCAACACUCUCUGUCGUGGCCCAGAUGGAGCACGCCAUCCGCACUCAAACAAGCCGGUACUACGAGGGCUGGCUGGUCUGUGAUGAUAGCCAGUGCGGCAAUCGAACACGGCAAAUGAGUGUUUAUGGUUCUCGUUGCCUUGGUCCUAAGGGACUUGCGCGAGAUUGUCUUGGUCGAAUGCGUUACGAAUACACAGAAAAGGCUAUCUACACUCAGCUUCUCUACUUCGCCAGCCUGUGGGAUGUCGACAAGGCCAAGGCCAAGGCCACGAGCACUGAGAUGUCCAGGCAAGAUCGGGAGAAUAUCCUUGCAUUGGCUGAGCAUAACCGCGUACGCUUCGGAAAUGUGAAGGGUAUUGUUGACAAGUAUCUCGAUAAGUGUGGUCGGCAAUGGGUAGCCAUGGAUACUCUGUUCACCAAGCUGGGCUUCAAGCCAAUGGCAUGAGUUGGUUAGGGAUGCGGAAGGACAUUUAUGGGUAUACUGUGAAACGUUCAUGUAUAUUUGGGUCAGCGGCGUCCUGAGGAUUAUAUAUUUACGUGGGUUGGGUUUGUUGAGGAUUAUCAAAGAGGACAACAGCUUCACAUGCCAGUAAUGAAGGGUUUCGGCAUGCACAAGAGUAAGCGAGUCUUGGUGGUGUUUGGGAGUUUGAUGAGAGCGAAGCCUGCCGAGUGCUCUACUACCUACCAAGUUACAAUAUUUUAAAAUAAGACAGUUUUCCUAUGGUCGUCCGUUAUCAAGACAUCUUCUUCCCUGUGUUCAACAUUCACUUAUUUACUAUUCACGAGUAAGAGGCAGC
Fusarium odoratissimum NRRL 54006 is the source of this 4953-nucleotide messenger RNA. RefSeq names its product DNA polymerase alpha subunit A. Gene Ontology annotation, biological process: lagging strand elongation; DNA replication; leading strand elongation. The transcript is spliced from 5 exons. The record is from RefSeq and is a predicted model, not a curated record. Gene Ontology annotation, molecular function: purine nucleotide binding; DNA replication origin binding; single-stranded DNA binding. NCBI's taxonomy places the organism in Eukaryota, Fungi, Ascomycota, Sordariomycetes, Hypocreales, Nectriaceae. Gene Ontology annotation, cellular component: alpha DNA polymerase:primase complex. Bases 240 to 4601 code for a protein of 1453 amino acids.